Salmo salar (Atlantic salmon) is the source of this 4134-nucleotide messenger RNA. NCBI's taxonomy places the organism in Eukaryota, Metazoa, Chordata, Actinopteri, Salmoniformes, Salmonidae. The record is from RefSeq and is a predicted model, not a curated record.
GCGAGGGUACAAUGACGCACCUGAAUUUACACUUGCGCAACUUUUGGACGGUCGACUAGACAUCUUUGGAGUCAGUGUUCCGUGACGGAUUGCCAUGACAUUUAGACUACCCAUGCUGUUUUUGCGCAGUAGACUGAGUAGUAUUAUAUGCUGUUUUAUGCUGAGGGGUUUUUCAACUAUGCCUAUUACCUUGUAAUACACUAUGACGUCUUCUCUUAUUCACUAUUGAAGUGAGUAGCCAAUUUCUUUCAUUAUCGCCACACACACCUCUAUUCUAUUUCAUUUUCAGGUGAGUCACAUUGGAAUGAACAAUCACUGCUGUCAACUUGGAUAGUUGCCUGCCUGUCCGUCCGUCCCAAUGAGAUUUCAGUACUUUGGCAGUGAAAAAUGCCGUGUCUGUCUACAGAGAGCUGGACUGAGGUGCAGGUGGGCUGUCGUAUGAAAUAGGAGAAGGACUUGGUGGCCACACACCCCCAAUUCAGUUGUUACACACACACACACACUGUCGCUCGGAGUGGCGAGACGCAGAUGCGCACUCCACGGACACCCAACUCGGCACCCAACUUUUGUUCUGUGCGUGGAUCUAUUAAACAUAUCUUUUCUCUUCAAUGAGCUUGUGAACAAACGGAGGAUAGAUGUUAUUUUGUGGGCAAAUAUAUUUUUCUAAAUAUCCGCAAAGGACCAGGGUUGGAAUAAGGAUGCCCAAUUGUGUUUGAGACACCUGCGUUGAUUAACCUCGCUUGGUGAUUUCUCAAAUAUGGAUUAUGUGCGUAAUGUGGCUCAAAUAGCAGAGAAAGGAUAUUGUUUUUGUCGGUAAGGAUUUAAUAUUGAAUCGCUCAGUAGUGCAUUGAGGAGAAGGGCAGCCGCAGCCUGACGAUGCCGGACGCGUCUCGGGACGUGCCGGUGCAUUCCUCUCCAGCAGUGGCGGCGAACGCGGAGGGAGACGAGAUAGAAGUGCUGGAGAGUAUCGAUGUUCUUCCCGUGGCCCCAGAGGACCAAUGGAAAUCUCUGUUCGACAAGUUCGACUCAGAGAGUUCAGGCUUCAUCAGUACAGAGCGGUUCAGGGACCUGCUGGCGGCCCACGGAUCGGAGCUGGACCCUCACAAGCUGGAGGUUCUAUUGGCCCUCGCCGACGGCAACGCAGACGGAAAGAUCUGCUACCAGGACUUUGUCAACCUGAUGUCCAACAAGCGCAGCAACAGCUUCCGGCGGGCCAUCCUGCAGGGGAGUCGUCAGUUGAAGGGGGCCGGGGCCCUGGGGGAGGAGGUGGGUCUGGGUCUGUCCCAGAGGCUGGUGAGGCACAUCGCCUAUGAGACCCUGCCCCGGGAGAUCGACAGGAAGUGGUACUUCGACAGCUACACCUGCUGCCCACCACCCUGGCUCAUCCUGGCUAUCACCAUUGCUGAGGUGGCAGUGUUCAUGUACUAUGGCCUGCAGUUGGACCGCUGGGUGCUGCAGGUGUCCAGUCCCCACUUCCUGAGGGGCCCACUGCCAUACCACCCCAAGCUACGGAUUCAGGCCUGGAGAUACCUCAGCUACGCCUUCAUGCACGCAGGCAUAGAACACCUGGGUCUGAACAUGGCCAUGCAGCUGCUGGUGGGAGUCCCUCUUGAGAUGGUCCAUGGAGCGCUGAGGAUAGGACUGGUCUACGUGUGUGGUGUACUGGCAGGCUCCCUGGCCGUCUCUGUCACUGAUAUGACUGCUCCGGUGGUGGGGUCGUCAGGAGGAGUCUACGCCCUGGUCUCAGCACACCUGGCUAACGUGGUCAUGAACUGGUCGGGUAUGAAAUGUCAGUUUAAGCUGUUUCGGAUGGCCAUGGCUCUGGUCUGCAUGAGUGUGGAGUUUGGCCGUGCCGUGUGGCUGCGGUUCUACCCGCCGGCCUUCCCACCCUGCCCCAACCCCAGCUUUGUGGCCCACCUGGGAGGUGUGAUGGUCGGGCUCACCCUGGGGGUUGUAGUCCUCCAGAACUACGAGCAGCGUCUCCAAGAGCAGUCUCUAUUCUGGAUCUUCUUCUCUGUCUACUUACUCUUCGUCCUCUGUGCUGUCUUCUGGAACAUCUUCGCCUACAGCCUGCUGGACGUCCGGCUCCCCCCCCACGCUGUGAGCUCCAGAGGUGGAUACAUGAGCUGCAUCGUCCCCCCCCCCAGCCCUCCAGGCCUCUGAACAAGACUGGUCUCAAUAGUGCAGGGCUGCAUGCUAAGCCAGUUGGGCUUUUCAGAGAAAAGGGCCUCAGAUCCAAUGGAACAUAACUAUCUAGGUCCAAGACUCCAGAAUUUGUAUCUUCAUUCUAGAGUACUGUAUGGAACAGAGUAUGGCGGCAUCUCCUCUUAAACCCAAUGGUGCCUAUAACUGUAAGAAAGAGGUUAUUAUGACAGCUAGCUUCAAUAAAGGACAAUUUCAUAGGGUUGGAGAUUGUGAUGAUACACGUGUCUUCAAUCUGUCAUACUAUAGUACUGUUAUCUGAAAUGAAGCUAUGAAAUGUUCCACUGUUGACAUGUUACACUGUACUGAGUACAUCUGAUGUGACAUGGGUUUGUUCCAACUUCCUGAUUUUUGUCUGGUUACCUGACUGUUUACACAUUCAACGAUGCUACGCGUACAUUGUUGCCUUUCAUAAUAUGUCUGGCAAGACUAAUGGCUAAAGCAGAAAGAGAUGGGUAUUCAAGCUAGAUAUUUGCAGGGAGAAUUGGCUUACGUUUUUGUUGUUGCCUUUGGUGUGUCUUGCUCUAAGUCUGCUCUGUGUCAAGCACUCUGGUCACCUCAAAGCGUGUGUGUGUGUGUGUGUGUGUGUGUGUGUGUGUGUGUGUGUGUGUGUGUGUGUGUGUGUGUGUGUGUGUGUGUGUGUGUGUGUGUGUGUGUGUGUGUGUGUGUGUGUGUGUGUGUGUGUGUGUGUGUGUGUGUGUGUGUGUGUGUGUGUGAGAGAGAGAGUUCUCACCUAUACAGUAUGACAUGCACAGUAUUGGAGGAGUGGACGGUAUUGGAGGAGUGGACGGUAUUGGAGGAGUGGACAGUAUUGGAGGAGUGGACAGUAUUGGAGGAGUGGACGGUAUUGGAGGAGUGGACGGUAUUGGAGGAGUGGACGGUAUUGGAGGAGUGGACAGUAUUGGAGGAGUGGACGGUAUUGGAGGAGUGGACAGUAUUGGAGGAGUGGACGGUAUUGGAGGAGUGGACGGUAUUGGAGGAGUGGACGGUAUUGGAGGAGUGGACGGUAUUGGAGGAGUGGACGGUAUUGGAGGAGUGGACAGUAUCAUCCGGGUUUCACUGACUUACAUUAUUUUGUUAUGUGCAAAUGGAAAUGGAAGUUGAAACAAAGAUAGAAGUGCUGUUCAAACCAUCAGUGUUUCUGACCGUUGCCAAAACCAUCCCUUAACCAAUAGCAUACAAAAGACAGAGCACUACAACGAACAUGUGCUGUUUUAUUAAUAGGGGAAUAUGUUGCCUUUUGGGAUGAGUACUGGGUGAGUUGAAUGUCAGCAUUCUCCCUCUGGCACAGACUUAUUGAUAGGUAUUCAAUAUUUAACUCUGUUACAGACUGUGGGAAUGGUGCUACAUGUAAAUAGGUCCCUCUCUCCAGAGUUAGCCUUCAGUUAGUACUGUACUGUCAAUGCCCUUAUUAAGGAGAAAGCUAAGCCAUGUUGUGUUGGAUGCUGUGUUUGCUUCAACAGGAGAACACGUCACAUCUCAACCAACCAAGGCUCAAAUUAGCCUGGUCCCAGAUCGGUUUGUGCUCUUACCAACUCCAUUGCUGUCAUUGUCAAGCCACAGAUGUUUGGCAUGACAAUGAGUGUCAUGGAGUUGACAUGGUACCAGGAACAGACUGGCACCCAGGCUAGCUCAAGAGUGUACUUUAACUUAACCUCUCGUUAUGCCGCUUCACACAAAAUAAAUAAUAAGACUGUAAUUAUUAACAAAUGAAUAUGUUAACAUACAAUAGCUGGUUGUUGAUUCUUGAAUUGGUCUACAUUGUGUUGUGUAAAAUAUCCUGUCUAUUUAACAUUUGUUGAUUGUAUAUAAUACGGUCUAUGGUAUGGAACAUAGUGGUAACUGACAAUAUUUUAACAUGUGCAUAUUUUGUAGUUUUGAUAUGUAAAUACUGUACUGGAAUACAUUAAACUGUUUUUAUAAUGAAACGUA